GCGGAGGAGUCGGGAGCUUUAUCUUCGUCUGCGGUUGGGCUGGCUGCGUUGCCAGCCUGGGGCAUCAGAAGAGCUAGCGGGGAGCCGACCUGCCUGCCAGCGGGGCUGGGACAGCUUCUCGGAUUUGCCCUCCGUGCACGGUAGUGGGUGAAGAAAAGAUGUCUGUACGAAAACGGCUAUCAAAGUUCAGUAACCAUGCUGAGGAAGAGGAUGAAUGCCAGAGACACUGUGCAGAGGAGUCCCGAGAGGCGCCUAGUGAUGGUCGGGUUGAUUUAAAACAGUUGAUAUCAAAGAAGAUACAGUUGACAGCAGAGGCAGAGGAAUUGAAGCCCUUUUUUAUGAAGGAAGUUGGCAGUCACUUUGAUGAUUUUGUGACCAAUCUCAUCGAAAGAUCCACAUCAUUAGACAAUGGUGGUUGUGCUCUCACGUCCUUUUCUAUUUUUGAGGGAGACAACAACCACAGAGCUAAAGAUCUGAGAGCACCUCCAGAACAUGGAAAGAUUUUUGUUAUAAGGCGAUCUGUCUUAGAUGAGCUGUUAGAAGUGGACCACAUCAGAACAAUAUAUCACAUGUUCAUUGCUCUCCUCAUUCUCUUCAUUCUCAGCACACUUGCAGUAGAUUAUAUUGAUGAAGGAAGGCUGGUGCUUGAGUUCAAUCUCAUGUCUUAUGCUUUUGGGAAACUUAGUGUUGCUAUGUGGACGUGGUUCACCAUGUUCUUAUGUACACUUAUAGUUCCUUAUUUCCUGUUUCAACGCUGGGCCAGAGGCUAUCACAGGACUUCUCAUCCAUUGGUCUAUUCUUUCAUACACUGCUUCCUUUUUGUAGUCUUCCAGAUUGGAGUUCUAGGUUUAGGACCACUUUAUGUUGUGUUAGCAUAUACACUACCACCAGCUUCCCGGUUCAUUGUUAUACUUGAACAGAUUCGUUUUAUAAUGAAGGCCCACUCAUUUGUCAGAGAGAAUGUGCCUCGGGUACUCAGUUCAGCCGAGAAGAAAUCAAGCACUGUUCCAGUACCCACAGUCAACCAGUACUUGUAUUUCUUGUUUGCUCCUACCCUCAUCUACCGUGACAACUAUCCCAGGACUCCAACUGUAAGAUGGGGUUAUGUGACUAUGCAGUUUGCACAGGUUUUUGGUUGCCUUUUUUAUGUGUACUACAUCUUUGAAAGGCUCUGCACCCCCUUAUUUCGGAAUAUCAAACAGGAGCCCUUUAGCGCUCGUGUUCUGAUCUUAUGUAUAUUUAACUCCAUCUUGCCAGGUGUGCUGAUACUGUUGCUUAUUUUUUUUGCCUUUUUGCACUGUUGGCUCAAUGCCUUUGCUGAGAUGUUACGCUUUGGUGACAGGAUGUUUUACAAGGAUUGGUGGAACUCUACAUCGUACUCUAACUAUUACAGGACCUGGAAUGUGGUGGUCCAUGACUGGCUAUAUUACUAUGCUUACAAGGACUUUCUCUGGUUUUUCACAAAGAGGCUCAAGGCAGCGGCCAUGCUGGCGGUCUUUGCCGUGUCGGCCGUGGUGCACGAGUACGCCUUGGCUGUGUGCCUGAACUUUUUCUAUCCAGUGCUCUUUGUGCUCUUCAUGUUCUUUGGAAUGGCUUUCAACUUUCUUGUCAACGAUAGUCGGAAAAGACCAAUUUGGAACGUUCUGAUGUGGACUUCCCUUUUUGCGGGCAAUGGAGUCCUCCUGUGUUUUUAUUCUCAAGAGUGGUAUGCACGUCAGCACUGCCCUCUGAAAAAUCCCACGUUUCUGGAUUAUAUUCGGCCACGUUCCUGGACUUGUCGUUACGUGUUUUAGAAGCUUGGACUUUGAUUCCUUCCUUGACACUGAAGAUUGGGUAUUCUACCUGACUUGGGGCCAGCGUCUGUUUUCAGCCAUCAUGAAGUUAUCUGUGUUGUUUGGACCACUUCAGGCUUUACAGAUGGCUCACUCCAUUCCUAGGUCACCUGAAAAUGAGCUGUUAGAAGUUUACUGGAAGUUUGGACACUUUUAAGCAGUCGAUUUUUUUCUUUUUUGGGAGAAGGGAAACUUGUAGCUCAUGUAACGACAGAUUUUUGUUAAGUCAUAUCAGCUUAAGUCUCAGAAAUUUGGUUUUGUUUCUUAACUCCAUCUAAUUAGAGACCAAACGUCAUGUUUUCUUGGCCACUGAAUUAGCCAGAACACUGCUGAAGAAAUCACUUAAGUACCUGUGACUUAGAAAUUUUUUCAUGCACACUAUUGGAAUGUCUGCUAAUUAACCAUGCAGUUGGGAAAGAAAAUAAUGUGGAAUGUUUUGCUGUUUCUAGUAGAGAAAAUAUCUAUUUUUCCAAAUACAAUCUUAUUACAUAUCCUAA
This is a messenger RNA of Budorcas taxicolor (takin), 2329 nucleotides long. It is a transcript of the gene SOAT1, whose product is annotated as sterol O-acyltransferase 1. Gene Ontology annotation, molecular function: cholesterol binding; fatty-acyl-CoA binding; cholesterol O-acyltransferase activity. Gene Ontology annotation, cellular component: endoplasmic reticulum membrane. The transcript is spliced from 16 exons. Lineage: Eukaryota; Metazoa; Chordata; Mammalia; Artiodactyla; Bovidae. The record is from RefSeq and is a predicted model, not a curated record. The coding region runs from base 159 to 1793 and encodes 544 amino acids. Gene Ontology annotation, biological process: cholesterol homeostasis; cholesterol efflux; cholesterol metabolic process.